Messenger RNA from Seriola dumerili (greater amberjack), 2813 nucleotides. It is a transcript of the gene fgf13a, whose product is annotated as fibroblast growth factor 13. Gene Ontology annotation, biological process: positive regulation of protein phosphorylation; animal organ morphogenesis; cell differentiation. The coding region runs from base 543 to 1310 and encodes 255 amino acids. NCBI's taxonomy places the organism in Eukaryota, Metazoa, Chordata, Actinopteri, Carangiformes, Carangidae. The record is from RefSeq and is a predicted model, not a curated record. The transcript has 7 exons. Gene Ontology annotation, cellular component: cytoplasm. Gene Ontology annotation, molecular function: growth factor activity; fibroblast growth factor receptor binding.
AUGUCCACGGUGUGAAUCGGCGCUGGAAGAGAGAGAGGGGGGAGAGAGCGCUCUCACGUUGAGUAUCCUGUUGAUUCUGCCUGCCGAGCGUUUAGAGGAGCUGAGGAGCUCGUCAGCAGGAAAAAGCCUCAGACAAGAGAACCUGGACGCAGAAGCUACACUGGAUGGCAUGUCUCCCGGGGUUUGCUUGUAGAUAGGACGGCUCAGUGUUUCCAUUUGUAUUUUUUUUCCAUUUCAACGUUGAUUGAAGACCUCGGAGGGGGGAAAAAAAACCCUGCGCUCCAUUUCGCAGCUUUUUUUUUUUGCUCCUCUCCUUUGUCACAGUAAAGCAGGUCGUGAUUUUUGUAUGCAACAUAACGGGAUUCGUGGUGGGAGCGUUUCCUUUCAUCAAUGUGCAUUGAUGUAGCAGAAAACGUGGAGGAGAUAAGAACCCUUAUCUCAGCACCUGGAACCUCUGGUAAGGAUUUCAUUGAGGACAUUCAGCAAUUAAAAGGAUUUCGAUUCUUAUCUAAACCGGGAAUUACACAUCCAAACUGGGAUCUAUGAGCGGAAAAGUGGCGAAGCCUAAAGAAGACAAGGAUGCUUCCAAGGUCCAGGAUGACGCUGCCCCAGGUACCCAGGAGUACAUUAUGUUACGGCAGGACUCCAUCCACUCCGCGGAUAUAAGGAGUAAAGGGUCCCCCUUUCGUGCUAAGUGUCACGAAAUCUUCUGCUGCCCGCUGAAGCAAGCCGUCCACAAAGAGAGCACAGAGCCCGAAGAGCCCCAGCUGAAGGGGAUUGUGACUAAGCUGUACAGUCGACAAGGUUUCCACCUGCAGCUGCAGGCAGAUGGAACCAUUGACGGAACGAAGGAAGAAGACAAUGGUUACACCAUGUUCAACCUUAUUCCAGUGGGGCUGCGAGUGGUGGCCAUCCAGGGGGUGCAGACCAAACUCUAUCUGGCUAUGAACAGUGAGGGCUACCUGUAUACAUCAGAACACUUUACACCAGAGUGCAAAUUCAAGGAGUCAGUGUUCGAGAACUAUUAUGUGACAUACUCCUCCAUGAUAUACCGGCAGCAGCAGUCGGGCAGGGGCUGGUACCUCGGUCUGAACAAGGAAGGAGAAAUCAUGAAGGGGAACCACGUCAAGAAGAACAAGCCAGCAGCCCACUUCCUUCCCAAGCCUCUUAAGGUGGCAAUGUACAGAGAGCCAUCCCUCCAUGACUUGACAGAGUUCUCCCGCUCCGGCAGCGGCACGCCCACCAAGAGUCGGAGUGCCUCGGCUGUGCUCAACGGAGGCAAAGCUGUGAGCCAGAAUGAGUCGACGUAGCCCGGUAGCCGAAUCCAGGCCUGUGGCCGAACCACGAAACCUUACCUCCAGCAGAGCGUGAAUCCAAGCAGACUUCUCUCACCGAUCAGCGGUUCAGGACUAGCUACGACAACUAACCACACACAAACACCCAGACAGCAUCAAUAAAAAAUAAAAAAAAACCACAGUUAGGUACCAUCCUGAUCAAUCAUUGUUUCCGUCUCAAAACAGCAUCAAAAGUAAGAAACUUAACAGCACAUAAACCAUUCUGGACUUAAAAAUAAAUUAAAAUUUUUCUUUUGGGCUUGAGAUUUAUUUAUUACUUUGAUCACUCUCUUUCGGUGAUGAUUGCGUACCACUUAGCUCAUCUUUAUCUUAUUUUAUUUUUCUUAAAUUUCCUGCGGACAAUAACUUUUUCUUAGGUCAUGUAGACACCAAGCACUCGUGCAUCUGUCAGACAGGGACAGGAAGUUAGACAUGUAGGCGUUCAGGGCAGCCAGUAAUGGUGCUGGUCUACAAGGCUGCAGUGGUACAGUACAAGCCCUGAUCUCUGUCUCAUCCAUGCUUCUGUGAAUACAAAGCCUAUAAACUCCCUGGUGUGGCACAGCCUAGAGCUGCUGGGACUGUGGCCAGCCAGACGGUAGCUCUCCUGCGUCCUAGUGCACACGCUCAGAGACUGAGCUCUCUAGCAUGGGAAAAUGAAGCCUAUGUUCAGCUGACCUGAAAUAUAAGGGACAGUGUGGCUCUCUUGCAGUUUUUUUUUUUUUUUCUUUUCAGAGAUGCCACAGCUGCACCUUGUUGGUUUUUUUUUUUUUUUUUGCUAAUUUUCUGAAUUAGCAGAGAGCUUUUUAUUUGAUAACUGGUUUUGUUUUGUCCCCUCUUGUUCUCUUCCCUUGUCAUUGUUCAGUAUUUGUAUUUUUGUUGCUGUUGCAUCAUUGAAAGGGGUUCCAGCACACCAAAGACAGAACGAAAGAGUUUCCCUUUAAGCCGCUGAAAACCAAGCCAGUAUAGAGGCAGAAAGCUGGAAUUUUUUUUUUCAUUGUACAUUAUUGGUGAAAGAAAGCAAAGAUUUUGAAGGAAAAAAAAAAGAACAAUGGACAAAGGAAGUGAUUUUAAACACUUUGGAGUUGGCAGCGUGCUUGAUGUUGUGCUUUUUGCUGAUAUGCUCAAUGAUCGAAGUAUGAAACGAUUACUCUGUGUCCCCAUUCCCUUCUGUUACCGCUGUGUUCACAACGUCUCCGUCUCUUGUCCUCGUGAUCUGUUUCUUCCCUCUGUGCUUGUGUCAUACUUCGACCCCCCCUGCCAUCCUUUUUUGUGGACUUCUCUUGACUGAUACAGUUCACCAUAGGAAUAUGGUGCAAGCCCCUUCCCAGGAUGCUUGUUAUGUGUUUGAGUAACUUAUUGUGGUGACAAUAUUUUCUAUAUUUAAAAAAAGAAUACUGUGGACUUUUAGGUGGCUUAACAUUUUAUAGGACACGUCAUAUUUGUAAAAGUGAAAAAAAAAAAAAGAAAAAAAAAAAAAAC